AUGGAAAACAAUUUACUUAUCUGCCCUUACGAUAAUUCACAUGUUGUUAAUAAACAACAUUAUCAGUUACAUGUAAUUAAAUGCCAAAAGCGACAUAAGCACAUAAAAUUAGUAUCGUGUUAUUAUAAUUACAGUCAUAAAAUAAAAGGAGAAGAGAUAUUAGAACAUUAUAAAAUUUGCGCAGAUAAACGUGAAUUUGAAAAAAGCGAAUGUCAGGAUUUACGGAAUUUAAGUUCACUUAAUAAAUAUAGGAAUAAUUAUUUAGAAUUAUUAAAUAAGAAAAAUCAAGAAAAGUAUGAGUUACAUCAAAAUUUAUUUGACAAAAGUUUGAAAACACCCAACUUAAAAGAUUCUAACGAUUCAAAUUAUAAAUGUAAAAAAAGUAGAACGAAUAAUUUAGUUACUGAUAAAAAUACUCUUUGUCAGAAAAAUGGUGAUAAAGUCGAAAUUGAUGAUUUAGGAUUUAUUAUUCGAAAUUAA
Molecule: messenger RNA, 480 nt
Organism: Pediculus humanus corporis (human body louse)
Lineage: Eukaryota; Metazoa; Arthropoda; Insecta; Psocodea; Pediculidae
Product: protein FAM112B, putative
Exons: 2
Coding region: 1-480 (159 amino acids)
Source: RefSeq, a predicted model, not a curated record